UUGCUUAGCUUUGCCACACCCUACAGGGAGUGGGAGAAUACGAUGAGCAUGCGUACUAAGGUCGAGGGUGGUGAGUCUGGACGGGAUGGCUUUGUCUUCUCCUCUGAGAAGAUGAAGUCCUCACACCAGUUGCUGCGGUCGGCGUCCAAUAUUGGCCAGCCAACUUUGGACGCUCCGGGACGUGACCACCGCCGGCCUACAGAGGCACCGGCCUCUGCCCUGGACGGGCACAACGUGCUUCCACAGCUCGGCGGACGUCCGCUGGGUGGUUUCAAAGGUGCCGGUCACCUUGGCUUGCCCAGCGCCCCACGCACAGACGUGGUGGUCGACCUCGACACGCCCAACCUGCACCUUCGCUUCUCGAUCGAAGGCAACGAGUAUCUGGUUGCCGGUCCGCGUAUCGACGACCUCCUGGAGUGGCUGUUCAUCAACGCCGACGGCGUGGCCUCGCCGUCGCCGCACAACAAGCCGCUGCUGGCGGGCUCGCCGAAGCAGCCGCAGCAAAGCUCGCCGUCGCCGCCGGCACCGGCCAAGCGCCGCCGCACCUCGUCUUCGGCGUCGGGCGGCCCGCCCGCUGGCUCGUCGUCGCUCGAGUCCCUCGGUGCAGCUCCGCUCGGAAGCUCGCUCGGCGGUACGCUCGGCAGCCCGCUUGGCGGUGCCGGCAUCUCGCAAGCCAACCCGAUGUCAGGCUCGUCGUUCAACGUGCUCUCGGGCAUGUCUGCCCACAAUCUCGCGAUUGUCUCGCAGAGUGUGCCCGACCUGGGUAUGGUCGACCGUGCGCUAUCGGCGCUGCCGAUGCGGUUCGGGCGGGCCAACGCGCCGCGGGCUGCGACCCAGUCGCUCAUGUUCAUGCCCUCGAUGGAUUUCAAGAAGCGCCAGGGCCGAAGCGCGCCGACCUCGCGCCGCGGCUCGCACGAUGUGGGCUCGGACAAGGCUGCCUACGCCCCGGUCGAGGUUCCGGUUGCCCCGGUCCGCCGCGUCGAACGCCUGACGUGCAUCACUGCCAUGCCUGAGUACCGCAAUGUCUCGCUGGAGGAGCUCCGCUGGAACUCGUAUUGCGAGGGCAACCGUGGCGUGUCAAAGUGCGAAGUCGUCAACUACAAGGUGUUUAACCUCGACCGCAGCUCGCGGUCGUCUCUCUCGCUAAUUGACAUGCUCCCGAUUGCGCCACCGCCGCCGCCGCCGGUCGCGCACGGCCAGAGCUCGCCAGUCGCCGGGAGCGGGGAGCAGCGCAAGCCGCCAGCCGCCGCCGCCGCCGCUAAGUCGCCAUUGGCUCGGCGCACGUCCGAGUCACACCACCACCUGGACGUCGGGCGCAACACCAGUGCUAUCCCGCGCCCUACCUCGCCGGCCGCGCCCAGCUUUACCGCGCUCUCGUCGGCGCCGCAGCUGUCGAUCGCUGCUGCCGGCGGCGCUGGCGGAGUCAAGUCGCCGGUCCGCUCGCCGAGCGGGCCAGGCAGUCCAGCCGCCUUUCCACAAGCCCCGGGCCUGUUGAACAGGCCCGCGGCGGCAGCGCCGGCAGGGUCGUCGCUGCGUGAGCUCGCCCGGAUUGCGCUCGCCGACGCGCUGGCCACACCACAGUCGCGCGACGCGGCGCACCAGGUUGUCAGCUCGCUUGCUCCCACCGAGACUCAUCGGCCGGCGCCAGCCGCCGCCGAACGCGACGUCCUCGCUGUGAGCAACAUGUUCAUGGCACUUGUGGCACAGCGCGCACUGGACGAUGAGCUGCUGGAGAGCUUCUUCAGGCUCCCCGGUGCGACGUUUGUCCCGUCGUCGCUGCUUCUGGCCAAGUGCCCGCGCGUCGAGCUCCAGCUCCGCGGGCCGCCGGCUUGGAAAAUCACCGAGCUCAACAUCCAGUCGCUCUUCCGGGUCACCGACGCCUCGCUGGACAGGAUGCUUGUCGGCAUCGGCGCCACACUCAAGGCGCUCGACAUCUCGUUCUGCUCGCAGAUCACCGGCAAGGGCCUCAGCUCGGUCGCCACCCACUGCCCAGGUCUGCUCUCGCUGUCGGCGGCAACAACACUGUGCGGAGCCAAGCGGUACGCGCCGGCAGACCUCAUCCGGGUCAUCACCUCGUGCCCCAGCCUGCAGAAGCUCGACCUUUCCGGCUCGCUCGGAGUCACCCCGCCAGUGGCGCGCCACAUCGCCGACCUAGGCCGCUCGCUCGCCUCGCUCCGUCUCUCGCGCUGCUACUCGCUCACCUCGCAGAAGCCGCUGCUCAACAUUGUCCAAUCUUGCCGCCGGCUGCAGAUCCUCGACAUCACCGGAAUCAUGGUGUCGCCGUCGCUCCUCCUCCAUGUUAUAGGCCUGCCGGUCCUGGUCGCGCUCUCGGCGUCGAUGCUGCCUGCCGACGUGCGGGCCGUCAACCCGGCGACCAUUUCUGCAGCGCCACAGCUCGAGUAUUUUGCCAUCAACGCUGUGACCCAAGUCUCGACCCUCUCGCCGCGCGCGCGCGCUGCCUACAAGGUCCUCUCCACCCUCUCCACUGAGCAGCUGACCCAGCUCCUGGUCCUCUCUAACGUGCCGGCUGCAAGAACCUGGCCGCGGUCCCGUAUCCUCUCACUCUGCCUCGAGUACUACGUCCACGGUGUCCCAUCGGCCUGCCCCAUGUGCUCCAGCUACCUCCGACGGUUCUUUGCCACCGACGUCUAUCGGUGUGCCAACGUCACCUGCGCCGCCGCCGUCGACCGCUUUUCGCUCACGUUCUCGGUCCUUCCGACGGACUCGGUCACAUUUGACACCGACGCUCCGCCGCAGACGUAGUUAGCCCUUAACAGUACGGUCGUUCGGACGCGUUGUCGCGCGUCUCAAAGUGAACAACUCGAUGGUG
Messenger RNA from Thecamonas trahens ATCC 50062, 2830 nucleotides. RefSeq lists its product as uncharacterized. The record is from RefSeq and is a predicted model, not a curated record. Gene Ontology annotation, biological process: SCF-dependent proteasomal ubiquitin-dependent protein catabolic process. NCBI's taxonomy places the organism in Eukaryota, Apusomonadida, Apusomonadidae. The transcript has a single exon. Bases 43 to 2763 code for a protein of 906 amino acids. Gene Ontology annotation, cellular component: SCF ubiquitin ligase complex.